Messenger RNA from Hippocampus zosterae (dwarf seahorse), 1410 nucleotides. RefSeq names its product synaptosome associated protein 29 (gene snap29). The transcript has 6 exons. Lineage: Eukaryota; Metazoa; Chordata; Actinopteri; Syngnathiformes; Syngnathidae. Gene Ontology annotation, biological process: intracellular protein transport; synaptic vesicle fusion to presynaptic active zone membrane; synaptic vesicle priming. The coding region runs from base 133 to 921 and encodes 262 amino acids. Gene Ontology annotation, molecular function: syntaxin binding; SNAP receptor activity. The record is from RefSeq and is a predicted model, not a curated record. Gene Ontology annotation, cellular component: plasma membrane; SNARE complex.
ACGUUAUUGUUAUUUGAAUGCGUUUUCUCGCACGACAUUAACAUCCGGGUCUGCAACGCUUGGUGACGUUUUACAGGAAGUAGUCCUGUGAGUCAGCUGACCAAGCACCAACAGGUAGCACAUUCGCCAGAGAUGGCUUAUCCAAAGUCCCGCAACCCAUUUGCAGACGAUGAUGAAGACGAAGACAGCUUCCGGCCGACAAAUAAAGGCUUCGACAGUGAGGGUGAUGACAGUGGACUGAGCGACGCGGAGAGGAGACAGCGCUACCUCCAGCAGGAAGUGAUGCGCACAGCUCAGUCCGCCGUGGACAGCAGCUACCGUUCGAUUGGCCUUGUCUACGAAUCUGAAAAGAUGGGUGUGGAAACAGCGGAGGAGCUGAUGCGUCAGGGGGAAGUUCUAAAAAGGACGGACAAAAUGUUGGACAACAUGGAUGAGGACCUGAAGACCAGCCAGAAACACAUCAACAGCAUCAAGAGUGUUUGGGGUGGCCUGGUCAGUUACUUCAAGGGCAAACCUGAUCAGACCAAACCUCCGCCAGAGGAGCCCAAGCCGUACGAGGCAAAUGACAGAUUACAGAAUGCCUUGGCCACCAGCAGAGGGCAUGAAGACAAAUACCAAGCAAGUCAUCCCAACAUACGAAAGCUGCAGACAGAAGGGUUUGGAGCCACUGGAUCGGUAGAUGGCGGCUCCUCCGCACAAAAUGGAUAUCCUCAGAACAGACACCUUCGACAAGCUCACCAGACCUUGGACAACAAUUUAGAUGAAAUGGCAGAUGGCCUGAGCCGUCUUAAGAAACUCGGGUUGGGUCUGCAGUCUGAGAUUGACAGCCAGGAUGACCUAAUCGAUUCUGUGGGCAACAAAGUGGACAAGAUGGACACAAAGGUCAACAACGCAAACCAGCAGAUUAAAAGGCUCAAAUAAAACAAUUUUUUGGGACUUGAGACCUCACUGACAUCUUAUAAGUCAUCACUUGAUUUUACAUCGUGUCCUGAUCAAGAAAAUACUUGCAGAAUUUGUUUGGGGUUUUUUUGCUUCAUUUUAUUUGUAAAUGUAUCUCCCUCUCCCCACGAGCAAUCCUACCAUAUUUGCAUUGUGUGCAGCAAAGGAAAUACUCCAUGUUCGUAAAUUUGUAAGUGCUCUUCACCAGUCUAUGCACAUGCAUCUCUAUAAAUAUGAAUAUUGUGUAAAACUUUGAUUCAGUCAAACACUAUGUAUGAAAAGAUGCUGCCUUACAAUUUCCAAGCAUUCUAACAUCAGUUUGAGUCUUUUUUUUUCUGUCUUUCAUUUCUUACUGAGCCUUUUUUGCACUGAUCGGUUUGAUCAGUAUGAAUGUUCUACAUUUUACAGUGUAAUGCAAAUAUGAAUGAACUGGAAUCAUUUAGAUAUAACAUUAAAGUUGAAGGAAUAUCA